GUGCAGUGACACGUGACGACAAUCAAGCUGUCAAAAGAAGUUUGACAGGUAACCUAAAAGCUACCGGAAUGAAGUCUCCAAACAAAAAUAAUCUUCCUUGAACUACCGAAAUUUUUCGAAAACACUUUUUUUGUUAAAUUUAUGCAGAUAGAUAUUCACCCAUCCUCAUAAAUGAAUUGAACAAUGUCUGACUUAGUCGAACUUCUCUUUUUUGAUACCUUCGCCCAUGAAAACACAGAGGAGAUAAACCUCGACUUGGUACAAUUUCCAAAGCCUGUAUUUGUAACCGAGGUCAGGAUAAUACCUCUAGGUGCAAGGGUUCAGGCAGACUUUCCAGGUGGUGUACGGCUUGGAGCAACCAAUCCCAGCCAAUUCCAAAUUGAAUUUUUUGUGAAUGACUUGGCAAAACCUGGUGCAAGCACCUUUGAGACACUAGGAGGAUUGGAAUAUGAUCAGAAUGGUUGUAUCAACCUUCAGUGUGCUUCUGAUGACACUGUUAGAAAGAUACCAACUGAUGGUUUAGUUUUAAAAGGAUGGUAUACAACAAUAACAUUAGCAGUCUAUGGCACUUUGACAAAUAACAUCACAGAGCCUAUCAUUCAACCACCAGUAAACCCUGCUAUUCCACAGCAACCAAACACUAUAGUUGAUGCCCAACAAAUCUGUUCAGUCCCUACGAAUAUUGAACCAGAAUGGCAACCACAAGAGGCCAUGCAGCAGGUACCUAUGGAGUACAAUGCCCAGCCUGCAGUCCCAUACCAUCAACCUCAUCAACCCCCAUACAUCCCUCAACCAGAGCAGCAGCCCUAUCAGCCAGAGUUGAUAGAAUAUUAUGGGACCGUCAAAGAUCCUCGAGGCUAUCAUCAUCCACCAGAAGGUGAUUGGGAGACAAAACCUCGACGAAUUGAUACUGAUAGGGAUAGGGAUCGUGAUCGAGACAGGGAUAGAAACAGGGACUUGUCUUAUCAGAAAACUGGAAACGGAGAUAGGGAGCACAUAGACAGGAGAGAGAAGAGAUACUCUCGUUCCGGAAGUCAUGACAGAGACAGGCACCCUCACACCUACCGAGAAGAUAGAGGCGAACACGAACAUGAAUGGUCUGAACAUGAUCGACAAGAAUAUCACGACCGACCUGAACAUGAAUGGUCUGAAAGAGAUAGGGAACGCGAGAGAGACAGGGAUCGAGAAAGAGGGCAUGAUAGGGAUAGGGAACGAGGUGAAAGAUGUUACAAACACGAUGAAAAUUACCGAAGAUCCUACAGCCACGACGAACGAAUCAGAGAAAGAGAGCGAGAAAGAGACGAAAGAAAAAGACCUAGGACACCACCUGCUCAAUCUCCAAAAAGACCACAUACCCCGCACGUUGUUGAACUCAAGGAAGCGGUGCCUUCAGAAGAGACUGCACAAAUAGAACCAGAAAUUGCAGACGAACCAAACAGUCCACAAGGUGAAACGAAAGAAGCUAGAACUUCACCUAAUGAAGAAAGCAAUCAACUAUCUGUUGAAGAGUUUGAGCCUAUACUGAGUGAUGAAGAUAUACUGGACGACAUGGAACAUUACCAAGAUGUCGACUAUGAUUAUACUGCUUAUACAAAUAAUGAUGACAUCAUAAAGCUGUUUACACCAGGUGUCACAGAAUUGAAGAAGUACCAAAAAGCUAAGAAUUUUUCUGUUGAGAAUAAUGCUUUGAUAAUCGACGAAUCUCUGCAAGUAGCUAUUGGUAUAGCUGAUGAUUACUUCAAAUCAAGCAUCACAAAGUAUGAGUUGGAGACAUUCAGCAAACUAAAUACUGAGAUAAAAGAAGAGUUUAUACACCUAUGUGAAAAGCUUACAACAACUAUAGGAGCUCCGACUGUGUUUUGUGAUAUCGCCAAAUUGUACGUCAUCACAAAAUCUAUGAAUCCUCAGAAUUUGAGUGCUGACGACAAGGAGAUAGCCGAACAAGUGGAUUUUGUGAUGAUAACGCUCACCGAUUGGCUGAAAAUCGCAUUGAAUUACGAAAUGGCCAAUCUCCAAGACCAACCAGCGUACAAAAUCAGGCACAUAAAGUGCGGAGUCAAGUUAUGCAUUUGGUGUUGCAAGAGUUUAGAAUAUAUCAAGUAUUUGUGGCAGAAUAAGUUUAAUAUACACAAAGAAUUGCUGCAUUUAUUCCAGCAGGAUUUUAUGGCACUUUCUAUAAAGCUAAUGAUUUUAAAUGCCUUAGAUACCUACCUGCAACACAAAUAUGCCGUGGAGAAAUUUCUCUUUGGCGAUCUUAACGAUUCUUUAAAAGAAAAUGGAUACUACGACUUAGUGCCAGAUUCUGUGAACAGUGGAUAUAAGGUACUAGUCAAAUAUAUGCAACAAAAUCCUCUUGUGCGUACGAAAUUUGCUCUGGCCUCUAUUUUGAAAAAACUAAAUCUCUAUGAAGUAUUGCAUAAGAUGCAUAGUAUCUUGUUGAAUUUGAGAUACAAUUCACAAGAUAUUUCUACAGAAGAUAUCAAUUUAAUAACAAAAUCGUUGAGUGAAAUAUUGAACUACUGUAAAGUAGGACCGUUCAUACUAACGCAACCUAAGAGGUUCCUCCCCGUAUCUUCGCAGUUUGAAAUUUUGAGGAAUGAUAUUCAUGAGGUCUUGGUAGAAUAUUUCAAGAUGUUUAACCUGUUGCAAUGUUUCGUAUUACUGCUGACAUAUCCAAGUACUUUGAAUUUACCUUUGAUCAAGACUCCAAUCUUCGAAAUAGUGUCACUUCUCCUUCAGAAUAAUGAAGGAUUGCAGUAUAUCUCAGACAACAUUGAAGCUGUCAACAUUUUGCUGAAAUGUCUAUUAAGGACAGCUGAGGAGGAAGAUUAUACAAUGCAAGAGUGCUUGGAAAUCAAGUCACAUCAUUUGGGACUCAAAAUAGCGUACAAACUUCAAGCAUUGUACCAUAUCGAAUAUCUGUUGGACAAUGGGAAGAAAUUGAACAUGGAUUGUGACUCUUUCGAGAUAAUAGAUCACUUGCACGGACUAGUUUGCUUGACAUUCUCUCAUAUAGGAAAAGUAGCUUGUGCUGAAAUACUUGGUUUGACGAACUACAUUGACUCGGUUUUGCAGUUCGUUGAAUUUUUAUUUACAAAGGAAAAACCAGACUCUUUGGCUGCAAAAAUAAGCAAAUCCACAGGCAUAGCUUACAUCAUAGACCUCAUUGUAUUUGCAAUCACAAUAGUGCCAAAUGUGCAACUUAUGGAAAGGCAUACGAAGAUUCUCUUCCAAAUACUAAGUCAACAAAAUCUGUUUGAAGAGAGCGUGGGAAGUAAAUUAAACGAAAUACGUCCAUAUAUGGUUCCAUUUGAGAAUGUCACCACCCUCACUUACGAUGAUAUAUCUCCUUUCGUAACGAUUGCCAAAAAGUAUUCGGAAACGUUUCCGUAUGACAUUGGUGCUGUGAUCACAAGCCUCAGGGUGAUCCGUCAUCUGGGGAUCUCAAAGUAUGGCGAUCACUCAAACUCUCCGUUAGCAAAUUACGUCGAACUGAAAUACAAGCAUGUUAUUCUACAAUUAUUUUCUUUGGAUGGAUCGAGUAUACUGUCGAAACUUCUGCAGAAGAUUUGUGACUACUAUGAACAGCCUACAGUGCAUUCACACGUGUUCGUGUCAAAUUUCGGUUGGCAGAUACUCAAUAUCAUAGAUCCAGCUGUCGUUUUGUUAAAACAGAUGCUUGCUUAUGUUAUACAAUGCCAAAACACGAAAUUCAAAGACCUGACGACGAUACCAGUAUUGCUCCAAACUUAUACUUUGCUUGAUAGCUUUCCUAACACAGCCGCAGGUUAUCAUUUAGCGCAAGAGGUUAAAUCUAACAUCAUUGAAACACUGUUGGUGUACACACAGCCAAUGUCAGAAGAAGUUAGCGAGAAGGAUUCUUUAACAAAGACGCUCUGGACACAAAUGACAGGGGAGGUGAUAAAAUACAUCACUUCUUCACCUCAUACUUUUAUCUCCGGACUUCUGAUAUUCUCUGAGCUUUUGCCUUUGCCGCUACCCGUACAAACUAGCGAUGAAUUGUCGAAGGACGAACUAUCCUGGAUAAUAAAUUUGAGACGGCUCUGGUCAGCACACUUACAUCCACAUAGUAACCUCAUUCAGGAUAUGGUGAAUAAGCUGUGUAUCUCUACGCAACCUGAGCUUCUGAAUCUCCUGAGACGAAUAUGCGUUCAACUGUCUGACUUGGCAGCGAAUUCUGCGUUGAUGGUGGCCAGAGGCAUUCUGGAUAACGUGUACAACGCUCUAAUGCCUAAAGAAGAAGGAAAUGUGCUUCCUUGUAGUGGUCAUACCGUGAGGCUGCUCAAUUUUCUGGCAUGCUUGGUGACACAUAGUGCAAUCAAAUGCGCAGUACUUCAUUUGAUACACACCAAUAGCACUGUGACCUUGAAAACAGAAGAGAAGUAUGCUUCAUUGAUACCAACUUUUGCCCAGGUGUUGAAAACAAAGGAUGUUUCAUCAUACCACAUUCAAGCACAAGAAUGUAUACUGAGCAUCAUACAAAGCUUUUGUGAUAUAGAAAUAACUUUAAUGCAGAAUGCACCAACUGAAAAUGGUCAGCUUACUUCAGAACAGUAUUUAGCCAACGCCUUACCGGUCAAAGAUCAUCUAUUGAUGUUUAUCCAUAUGAUGUGGGAGCACUUAUCUAACGACAACUCGUUCGUUACUUAUUUGCCGAUAGUAAGGACGUUACUUCUCCUGACUGAACAUGACUACGGAUUCUACCAUUUGAAAGAGUAUCUGUUUAAAAAGAGCGACGUCUUUGUGAACCUCUUGAAUAAAUUAGUAAAUAAUUUUUCAAAAGACAGCGGCGAAUAUCUUUCCACGUUGAAUACUUUUGUGGAGUUCCUACGGGUGUGCGUCAGUACAGAUGAGGAAACAGAUUCGAAUUUGUUGUAUACUCCAAGGAAAACCAAACUGUCUCUGGGAGAGAUGAAAGGGUUGAUUGCAUGGCCAGUGACUGGGAAACCUGAAGUCCAUCCUUUGCAAACCCUGGAGAAAUUACUCAAGGAAGCUGUGGAGGAAAACAAAAGCUUUGAGAGUUUCCUAGAAGGUGUCUCAGCCCUCCUCAAGUUGCUCGAAGAAGAAUCAUCUCAGGAAGAACACGUUGAAAUACCUAUUGAUACAACGAUACCAGCACCAGAUCCGUUGUUGUUACAGUUUUCUUGUAGAGCUGUAACCAGUUCAGCAGAUGCAUGUGAUGAAAGACUGACUUCAAGGUAUUGGUUAGCAGUUCCUGCAGAUGAAACUGAUCAAGACCAGGAAAAUGUUCUCUGUGACCUUCUGGAAAUAUGUAGGCAAUGCAUCAGGCCAGAGUUCAAUAUUGUUAAAGAAGUUGAACGAGUUUGUAGGAUAUCAAUUUCUGAUAAUCCUGAUGACAAAGAGAAGAAUUUGGAUGCUGACAGCAUGAAGAUGAAAAAACCAUUUGUAACCCCAAUGCGCGCCCGAGGCUUCGCCAGGUCGAUGCCACCACCGCAGCGUACAGACGCAUUCCGAUCGCGACCCCCUAAUACUUCUAGGCCCCCCUCGUUGCACGUUGAUGACUUUGUGGCGUUGGAGACUUGUGGAGCACAGCCCACCGGCCCCACGGGGUACAACAAGAUCAGUCGCGAGCUGCUCGCAUCCACACGAAUCGCUAGGGGGCCUCGUGGUAGGGCAUUUGUUACUUCGGAGAGGACCAUGCAGUACAGGCAGAUGCCAUGGUGGGGGGCUAGCAUGGGCAGAGGACCAUAUUAAGUCAAAGCAAAUGUUUCAUUUUAGUUUGUAUUUAGUUUUAUGUUUAUACAUAACAAUAAACGUGAAUAUUGACAAACUG
Molecule: messenger RNA, 5815 nt
Organism: Acanthoscelides obtectus
Lineage: Eukaryota; Metazoa; Arthropoda; Insecta; Coleoptera; Chrysomelidae
Source: the annotation of a GenBank genome assembly